This is a messenger RNA of Prunus mume (Japanese apricot), 1552 nucleotides long. RefSeq names its product phytochrome-interacting ankyrin-repeat protein 1. NCBI's taxonomy places the organism in Eukaryota, Viridiplantae, Streptophyta, Magnoliopsida, Rosales, Rosaceae. Gene Ontology annotation, biological process: protein K6-linked ubiquitination. The record is from RefSeq and is a predicted model, not a curated record. Gene Ontology annotation, cellular component: BRCA1-BARD1 complex; BRCA1-A complex. Gene Ontology annotation, molecular function: protein binding; ubiquitin-protein transferase activity.
CUGAUCUGAAAUAAUGUUGGCCACGCGUGUGAACCUUUGACAAACUUUCUCUCUCGACACGAUCAUCUAUCUCUAUUCAUCAUCCAUAUCAUCCAUAUUUUUUCUUAGGGUUUGGUUUUCUUCAGCCUUCCACCGCCAAGCCCUCUCCCAAUCGAAUCAGGAAUCCGUCUUCUCUGGCCACAAAAUCAAUUGGGAAUCCCAGUACAUAGAGACCUCGUCUUUCUCACUUUCAAAUACAUUACAAAAUUGUAGGGUUUUGCAUCAAUUAUGAAUAUAAUUUCAUCGCCUUCGGUCAUCUCUGUCGUCGUCAUCUUUGAGAUUGAGAAUCUUCGCGUCUUGGGUCCUGGCUUGAAUCCUUUGGCACCAAACUACUGCAUCGCCAAUUAUUCUCGCUAAGUUUUUGCCCCCUUUUCUUUACUGUCUUUCGAUAUAUUUUGCUUUUCUUUUACUGUGAUUUCCCCCAAAAAUCAUGUAAAUCUUGAGUCUUAAGUCUUAAUCUUUAGGGUGAGAUUUGUUGUAGUUGUUGCAUAGAACUCUUCUUCAACAACUGGUUUUUGUUGUCAUCACUUUUUGCAAAUUUGGGUAAUACAAUUAAUUCAAAAAGCUUGCCCCAAAAAGAAAUAGAACGAAUGGGUUCGCUUAGGCGGAGCUUGUCGAGAAGGCGGUCGUUUAGGUCUGGGGUGGAUAUGGACGAUAGGGGAUGGACUCUGCUCCAUAUUGGUUGUCGCAAGGGUGAUCUGAAACAGGUGAAGCGACUUCUUAAUGAGGGAAUGGAUGUGAAUGUUGCUGCUUGGGGUCCAAAAUCAAAAGGGAUUACCCCUCUUCACCUAGCUGCUGAGGGUGGCCAUCUGGAGGUUAUGGAUGAAUUGCUUGAGCGUGGUGCUAAUAUUGAUGCCAGAACUAAGGGUGCUUGUGGCUGGACUCCGCUUCACAGUGCAGCCAAAGAGAGGAGGAGGGAAGCCGUGAAGUUUCUGGUAGAGAAUGGGGCAUUCUUGCCAGACGAUAUGUAUGACUGUAGGUUUAAUCCUCCACUCCAUUACUGCCCUGGACUUGAGUGGGCUUAUGAGGAGAUGAAGCGUCUUCAGCUAGAAAGUGCAUCGUCAGGGGAGAGCUCUUGCAGCUCUGAAAGCUAAAAGUGUUGCUGUGAUCUUUUUGCAGUUGGUUUGGCUAUAUAUGCAGAAUUGCACAUAGACAAGUCUCUUUGUCACCAUCUUGUGUUUCUUUGGUUGCUGCUGUCGUGCAUCAGGGAUGCUGUGCAUUAUGUUAGUGAGGGGAGAGCUCUGAAAGCCUAGUGUUCUUGCACACGGUUUGGUGAUUGGUCUUCUUAUAUCUUUAUGUAUGUAGCAUUGCUCAUAGACAAAUACCAUGUCUCUGUUUUUCGGUUGCCUACAUUUUGCAUCAGAAAUGUUUUGAGUACUUUGUGUAAUGGAAUGUGUUCAGAAAUGUUUGAGUACUUUGUGUUAUCGAAUAUGUUCCGAACAUUGUUCUUAAUCCGUUGUUUCUGGAUGUUUGAUGAUAAUAAAAUAAUUAUUAUUGAUAUUAUUAUGACCUA